CACUGGUUUGUAGACAGUACCCGAGCGCGCGACUCACUCAGCUCUCCAGCUGCAGUCGGAGAAGGAGCUCACGCACACACCCCGCAUCCUGCUCGCGCUCAGGACAGACAGACAAGCGCUGCGUUUGGUACACGUGAGGCUGCGGGGAACAGGACCCAGUGUACCGUCAGCGGAAGAGAGGCAAGCGGGAGCUGUGGAGAAGCGAACCAGUUCAGCCAGACAGGUGUCCUUGUCCAGGACAGUGCGUCGACAAGAAGGGAAGGGGGAGGAGGAGCUGUGGCUGACCUGCAGCCAUGCACCGCUUACGGACUACAGUUGCAAGGCUUCGGCCUUUAACGGCUGCACAGAGCCUAUCACAGCCAAGACUAUUGAUGACCGAAAGGGGCUUAAGGACGUUUCAGCCUGUGAGGCGCCUGAACACACCUGUGGCUGCUGAGCCCUUUCUUAAUGGCACCAGCUCUAACUAUGUGGAGGAGAUGUACUAUGCGUGGCUGGAGAAUCCCAGGAAUGUACACAAGUCCUGGGACAUAUUUUUCCGUAACGCCAAUGCUGGGGCUCCGCCUGGUGCGGCCUACCAGACCCCUCCACCGUUUAGCGGGACUUCUCAGGGACUGGCCAGUGUCCAGGCACUGGUGGGGGCUCAGCCCAACGUGGAGAAGCUGUUGGAGGAUCAUCUAGCAGUACAAUCACUCAUACGAGCCUACCAGGUACGAGGGCACCACAUAGCGAAGCUGGACCCCCUGGACAUCAGCUGUGUAGACUUUGACGAUGCCCCGUGUACCGUCGGUUUCCAGAACGUUGGUCUUUACGGGCUGGCUGAAUCUGACCUGGACAAAGUGUUCCGACUUCCCAACACCACCUUCAUCGGCGGCAGUGAGAGCGCUUUGCCGCUCAAAGAGAUUAUACGCCGCCUUGAGAUGGCCUACUGUCAGCAUAUAGGAGUAGAGUUUAUGUUCAUUAACGACGUGGAGCAGUGCCAGUGGAUCAGACAGAAGUUUGAGACACCAGGCAUCAUGCAGUUCAGCCUGGAGGAGAAGAGGACUCUUUUGGCCAGAAUGAUCCGAUCCACAAGGUUCGAGGAGUUUCUCCAGAGGAAGUGGUCUUCAGAGAAACGAUUCGGACUGGAAGGCUGCGAAUCGCUCAUCCCGGCCCUGAAGACCAUCAUCGACCACUCCAGUCAGAGCGGCGUGGACAGUGUGAUCAUGGGGAUGCCUCACAGGGGCCGGCUCAAUGUGCUGGCUAACGUGAUCCGGAAGGAGCUGGACCAGAUCUUCUGCCAGUUUGACUCUAAACUGGAGGCUGCAGACGAGGGCUCUGGCGAUGUGAAAUAUCACUUGGGGAUGUAUCACAAGAUGAUGAACCGUGUCAGCGAGCGGUACAUCACGAUGUCACUCAUGGCCAACCCGUCCCACCUGGAGGCAGUGGACCCGGUGGUGCAGGGAAAGACCAAAGCUGAGCAGUUCUACGGCGGAGACACUGAGGGCAAGAGGGUGAUGUCUAUUCUGCUUCAUGGCGAUGCUGCAUUCGCAGGCCAGGGUAUCGUGUACGAGACGUUCCACCUGUCUGACCUGCCGUCCUACACCACACAUGGCACCAUACAUGUGGUGGUAAACAACCAGAUUGGUUUCACCACAGAUCCCAGGAUGGCACGUUCAUCUGCUUAUCCUACAGAUGUAGCACGGGUCGUCAACGCGCCCAUCUUUCAUGUCAAUGCAGACGACCCGGAGGCUGUGAUGUAUGUGUCCAAGGUGGCGGCCGAGUGGAGGAACACUUUCCAUAAAGAUGUGGUCGUAGACCUGGUGUGUUACAGACGUAACGGCCAUAACGAGAUGGAUGAGCCCAUGUUCACCCAGCCGCUGAUGUACAAGCAGAUCAAGAAGCAGAAAGGGGUCCUGAAGAAGUUUGCUGAACAACUCAUCGCUGAGGGAGUCAUCACAACACACGAGUACGAGGAGGAAGUAGCUAGUUAUGACAAAAUCUGUGAGGAAGCUUACGCUCGCUCCAAAGACGAGAAGAUCCUUCACAUCAAGCACUGGCUGGACUCGCCGUGGCCUGAAUUUUUCACUCUGGAGGGACAGCCCAAAACUAUGAGCUGCCGUCCCACCGGCAUCCGUGAAGAAGAGCUCUGCCACAUUGGAAACAUCGCCGCCUCAGUCCCUGUGGAAGACUUCACUAUACACGGAGGUUUGAGUCGCAUCCUGAAGGGCCGCGCAAAUAUGGUGAACCAGCGAGUGUGUGACUGGGCUCUCGGGGAAUAUAUGGCCUUCGGCUCUCUGCUCAAUGAGGGGAUCCACGUACGCCUCAGUGGACAGGAUGUGGAGAGGGGCACAUUCAGCCAUCGGCACCAUGUUCUCCACGAUCAGAACGUUGAUAAGAGGAUCUGCAUCCCAAUGAACUACAUCUCCCCGGGUCAAGCUCCGUACACUGUCUGCAACAGCUCUCUGUCUGAAUAUGGAGUACUAGGUUUUGAAUUAGGCUUUGCCAUGGCCAGUCCUAACGCUCUGGUUCUUUGGGAGGCCCAGUUCGGAGACUUUCAUAACACCGCUCAGUGCAUCAUCGACCAGUUCAUCAGCUCGGGCCAGGCCAAGUGGGUGAGACAGAAUGGCAUCGUGCUGCUGCUCCCUCACGGCAUGGAGGGCAUGGGUCCAGAGCACUCGUCUGCCCGCCCUGAAAGGUUUCUGCAGAUGUGUAACGAUGACCCUGAUGUUUUCCCUAAACUGUCAGAGGACUUUGCCGUGCGUCAGCUGUACGACUGUAACUGGAUCGUCGUCAACUGCUCUACUCCUGCGAACUACUUCCACGUUCUCCGCAGGCAGAUCCUGCAGCCCUUCAGGAAGCCCCUGAUAGUAUUUACUCCCAAGUCGCUGUUGCGUCAUCCUGAAGCCAAGUCCAGCUUCGAUGACAUGCUGCCUGCCACCCACUUCAAGCGUCUGAUCCCUGAUGACGGGCCUGCAGCUGCCAGCCCAGAAAAGGUGAAGAGAGUCGUUUUCUGCACUGGAAAGAUUUACUAUGAACUGACCCGUGAGCGCAAGAACAGAGGCAUGGACGACGCUGUAGCUGUUGUCCGCAUCGAACAGCUCUCACCGUUCCCGUUUGACCUGGUGAAAGCAGAGGCUGAUCGUCACCCGAACGCUGAUCUGGUGUGGUGUCAGGAGGAGCACAAGAACCAGGGCUACUACGACUACGUCAAGCCCCGCAUCCGUACGACCAUCAACCACGCCCGCCCCGUCUGGUAUGCUGGUCGUGGGUCCGCAGCAGCUCCAGCUACCGGGAACAAGCAGACUCACCUCUCAGAGCUGCAGCGUCUACUGGACACAGCGUUCGACCUGGAAGCAUUCUCAGGGAAACAGUAAAAGCUGGUGUACGCCUCACUCCAUCUUCCCACUCACAGAUCCAACCGGCCUGUCAAGCUUCAGUUCAUCAGUGCAGGUUCCCCGUCUUCAAGACUGGCUUUACACUGUGCCAACAACGCUUUGCAUUGAUGAGUUUUUCCUCAAUAUUUUAACAUAUCAGACAUGUUAUCAGGUGAAAUCUUCAAACAAAACGCACAAUUACUGUAACCAUGAUGACCUCGUGUUUCACAGCGAUGGACACUAUUGUAGAAAAAAAUGCAACUAAGCCUGCGUUGAAUGUAUUAAUUUAUAUACUAAAUUAAAUUAGAUUAAUUUAACUUGCAAUUACAAACUGUUAACCUGCUCUGUACAUCCAGAAUCCCACCAAAGUACUUUAUCAAUCACCUUAUUCUUGAAUUCAUGUACUGAUCAGUGGCCUGAAAUGGAACAACCAGUGGACAUGAUGAGAACCGUGAGGCACAAAUUUAAAGGAAUAGUUUUACAUUUUAGGAAAUAAGCUUAUUCAGAGAGUUAGAUGAGUUACCGCUCCUGUAUCAGUCUGUUAGCUUAGCUUAGCUUAGCAUAAAGGCUGUAAACAGCUAGCCUUUCUGUGCCCAAGUUAACAAAAUGUAAUUCUCUAAAUCUCAUCUCAUUUCUUUAAUCUGUACAAAAACCAAAGUUUUAAAAAGGACAAUUAUUAGGGGUUUUAGGGGUGCAGUGACUUUUGAAAGCUUAAAAGGUGUUGGAUAGCAGGUGUUUUAAACAUAUUUAGUCAGAGCCAGGCAACGUGUUUCCCUCUGUUUUCAGUCUUUAAGCUAAGCUAAACGAUAUGAGCGUGGUAUCAAUCUUCUCGUGUAGUUCACAGAAACUAAGCGGAUGAGAGUCUUUCGCAGAAUUUCAUACUAUUAAACUGGAGUUAAACGUCCGGCAGUGUUUCACAACUAAAGUGUGAUGGUGACCACAUGAGACCUGGCAACCCUGCAGGAUAUCAUUGAUCCUUUGAAAUGUUUAGGCCGAGUAGGGCUAUAUUAAAGUGCUUUUAUAAUGAGUUUGAGUGAGAAAAAACCUAAACUUUAUGUCUGCCUUUAUGUGAUGUAAUGUUUUCUGUAAAUACAGAAACAUACCAAAGGGGCUCAAGAACAUUUCUCUUUUAUCUGAGUUCAGCCGUGACUUUAAAAUGACCCGGGCGUUAUUUAUCUUACUGUUUGAGACUUUACAUGCACCAACAUCUAACAUGAACACACUUCUUCUUUUUCCGAUGAUUUUGUAACUCUCUCUCUUUUUUUUUUUUUUUUUUUUAAUAUUAUGCUUCAGUUCCUCCCAUAUCCCUAUUUAUUUUCUCCUCCAUGCGUCACUCACCAUCCUGCCACAUCACUGUAAACGUCCGUUUGUGCCAAAUGUAAAAGAUUACUUGAAAUAUACAGUUUCAUUUUAAUAAUAAUAAGUCGUGCCAGCAAUGGUAAAAACUUUAAAGAGUCGACGAGAUUCCUCAGGUCUUCAGAUCUGAAGGAUGUAUUUAUUUUUCAUAUCGUGUUGUAUGUUUUGUUGUUUUCAAUAAACAGAGAUUAUAGUUCC
This is a messenger RNA of Micropterus salmoides (largemouth bass), 4907 nucleotides long. RefSeq names its product oxoglutarate dehydrogenase b (gene ogdhb). Gene Ontology annotation, biological process: tricarboxylic acid cycle. Gene Ontology annotation, cellular component: oxoglutarate dehydrogenase complex; mitochondrion. The transcript is spliced from 23 exons. Gene Ontology annotation, molecular function: oxoglutarate dehydrogenase (succinyl-transferring) activity; thiamine pyrophosphate binding. The coding region runs from base 294 to 3353 and encodes 1019 amino acids. The record is from RefSeq and is a predicted model, not a curated record. NCBI's taxonomy places the organism in Eukaryota, Metazoa, Chordata, Actinopteri, Centrarchiformes, Centrarchidae.